Messenger RNA from Syngnathus acus (greater pipefish), 1251 nucleotides. It is a transcript of the gene rnf122, whose product is annotated as ring finger protein 122. The transcript has 6 exons. NCBI's taxonomy places the organism in Eukaryota, Metazoa, Chordata, Actinopteri, Syngnathiformes, Syngnathidae. The coding region runs from base 338 to 799 and encodes 153 amino acids. The record is from RefSeq and is a predicted model, not a curated record.
GCGGAGGCUGAAAAAAAAAAAUUGAGACAGUGUUCCAGUCUCCCCCACAGAUGCUGAUGGUCUCUCCGUCCGUAUGAGGAAUUAGCGUGACGAAUAGACCCUGGACGACUAACUUGACGCCCCCCACCCUCCUCGCGCUUUGCGGAGUGGUCAAGCGUGGACGAAGCAGAGGACGAUGCAGCUUGGAUCGUGCGCGCUUGUCUUCAUCUGCUCUUGACUUUGUUGGAUGACCUCAUCUUAACUGCCGGGCACUUUGUUGAGGUCUGUCAUCCGCUUGUUUGAAACAGCAGUCGGACGUUCCAAGAGAGAGACCUCCCCCCCGACCAUCGAUGCAUUGAUGCACCCCUCCCAGUGGUGCAACGGCUGCUUCUGUGGUCUGGUUCUGGAUUAUUCCAACAAAUCGUGCGCCAUGCCACCCAUCACCUUCCAGGACCUGCCGCUCAACAUCUACAUGGUCAUCUUCGGCACAGGCAUCUUCGUCUUCAUCCUCAGCCUCAUCUUCUGCUGUUACUUCAUCAGCAAACUUCGACAUCAGGCCCAGAGUGAGCGCUUUGGAUACAGAGAGGUUGUUUUGAAAGGAGAUCCAAAGAAGUUGAACGUGCACGGGACGUGUGCGGUGUGUCUGGAGGACUUUAAAGUGAAAGACGAGCUGGGAGUGUUGCCAUGCCAACAUGCUUUCCAUCGAAAGUGUCUUGUCAAGUGGUUGGAGGUACGCUGCGUCUGCCCCAUGUGCAACAAGCCCAUCGCCGGCCCCCCUGAGCACCACAGCAUCGGCACCCUUCUGGACGAACUCGUAUAACCCAACAAGUCGCUUCCCGCCUCGGCCGGAGCGGUGUCGGUGAGCUUACCGCCACAUGACGGGACGGGUGGCUCAACCUUCGACGGCUGCGGUAACAACACGACAACACUUGGGGUGAGCUGAGCACCCAGAAAAGAAAUAACAUGUCCCUCUUGGUGAGGGAUGCUGUUGCCUGGCAACCGCCCCCGAGACUGGAACCCGUCGGCUCGGCGCCUUCUGGUGUGGGGAUUAUGCGCGGCCACCCACGCGUCCCUCCAACUGCGCUUCUUUCAAUCUUGUCCACUCACACAUCAUCUCAUUUUCCCCUCAAGGGAGGUCAACAGCAAUUUUUAUGUUUUGUUGACCUAAUCGAUGACUUUCAAGACACUUGCACAAGAGCAUUAUUAUGUCGACAUGUUGUGAAGAAGACUACCUUUGAAGAGAACAAAGCACUGGAGCAAGGACAUACUGGG